Messenger RNA from Paramecium primaurelia, 559 nucleotides. NCBI's taxonomy places the organism in Eukaryota, Ciliophora, Oligohymenophorea, Peniculida, Parameciidae. The record is from the annotation of a GenBank genome assembly.
AUGAAGCAUCAUUAAGAAAGAAUAUUAAAGAAAUUUAAAUUUCUUAGCAGUAAAGAUAUAUUAAUAUCUUUCACUGGAGCAGUAUAACUAUUAAUAAUUAUUUUUUUAGCAUUCCCUAAAUAGAUAAACUAUUGGUAUUUUGGAGGUGCUCCUAAACUGGAUUGCAAAUAGUUAGUGGAGCUUUGGAGGUGAAGUCAUAGACUAUUUUUUCUAAAUAGUACUCAUGCUGGAUUGUUUGCUAAAUAAGGUAUGUUGAGAAUAAAGAAAUUAAAAGAUGAUGUAGAGGUUGAUUAAAGAAGAAAAGAAAAGAAAAGAAAGAUAAAAAAUAAUAGCAAAAUAAAGUAUAAAAUCCUAAUAAAUAAAUUAAAGAAGCAAAGAAAAUUUAAUCUUAAAAAGCUUAAGGAAAUAACAAAGAUAACGUAUAUAAAUUACAUUAUAUAUAUCAAUUAUUUUAUUUUCUUAAGGAAGGGAUACAAAAUUUUUCAAAAGAUUCCUACUGAUCUGGAAUAUUUACAAAAAUAUUAGUAAGAUCUUGCAAGAAUAAUAAGUUUUGUAUUGA